Xenopus laevis (African clawed frog) is the source of this 1744-nucleotide messenger RNA. It is a transcript of the gene mhc2-dcb.L, whose product is annotated as MHC class II beta-chain. The record is from RefSeq and is a predicted model, not a curated record. Gene Ontology annotation, cellular component: membrane; MHC class II protein complex. NCBI's taxonomy places the organism in Eukaryota, Metazoa, Chordata, Amphibia, Anura, Pipidae. Bases 80 to 865 code for a protein of 261 amino acids. The transcript is spliced from 6 exons. Gene Ontology annotation, biological process: immune response; antigen processing and presentation.
GGUUCUCGUGUACCACAGCCACACUGUUUAGCUGGUGAGUGAGAAAUAUCUACUAUAUAGGCAUUUUUCACAGGACCCUAUGAUGUACAACAUACCAGUGCCUGUAUUGUGUGUGCUACUGACCCUGGGACUGUGUCUCUGCUCCUCCCCCCCAGAGGAUUACGUGUAUCAGUACAAGGCUCAGUGUUACUUCAGGAAUGGCACCGACAAUGUCAGGCUUCUGUGGCGCCACUAUUAUAACCUGGAGGAAACCGAUUACUUUGACAGUGAUGUGGGUUUGUUUAUUGCUAAAACCGAGCUGGGGAAACCGAGUGCGGAUUAUUGGAACAGCCAGAAGGAGACCCUAGAGCAGAAACGGGCUGUGGUGGAUACAGUCUGCAGAUACAACUAUCCGUUCGAUAAACCCUUCACUAUAGACAGGAAAUCUCAACCCAAUGUGAAGAUUGUAAACACAAAGACAUUGGAUUUGGAACAUGAAAACCUGAUAACCUGCUUUGUGGGUGGGUUUUUUCCUCCUUUGAUAAAGGUGACUUGGCUGAAGAAUGGGAUUGAAGAAGGAGAGCAGGUCACAUCCUCAGAGUUACUACAGAAUGGAGACUGGACAUUUGAAAUCCAUGUGAUGUUGGAGACAACCAUUAAACAUGGUGACACUUUCACCUGCCGGGUGGAGCACAGCAGCCUUCAACAACCUGUAUAUUUAAACUGGGAGCCAGAUGUAUCUGAAUCUGCUCGCAAUAAGAUGUUGACUGGUAUUAUUGGGUUUGUGCUUGGAUCCAUCUUCAUCAUAGUUGGCUUCGUAGUCUACCUCCGGAGUAAGAAGACUAUGACUCACUUUUCAGCUGUACAGAAUGAAAAUCUAAUGUAAUGAUAUCAGAAGAAGACAUUAUUAACAACAGGAGUGGGACUGAUAUAAUCAAGGAAUUAUGUUCUGCUUUGGGGAAUCUGCUAAAACCCAAAUCACUACCCUGUGAUUUUUACAAAUCAUGCUGUAAUUUCUUCAUAACAUGUAUAUGAGCCAUCUUCAGUUUAUAAAACCACAUGUAGGAAAUGAAAAUAUUAAGGACAUGGGGUGUAAUCUGCAACACAUUUUUUUUUUUAGCUGGAGGAGUAAUGCCCAGUUGUGGGUAUUUAGCCUGUCAUUUAGUUUAAAGGAAUCUGCCUGUAACUAGUAGGUACAACAUUUUUGUGUGAAAUCCAGCUGUCUCUACAUGCUUACAUUGAACUGUAUGACAGACCAAAUGGCCAUGAUCAGGUAUUUCACUGCCAUCUGUAAAGACUCAGAAGUACAGAUUAUUUCUUUGUGCCAUAGGCCAAAUUACUUUCUCUUAUUGGAUUACCUAUAUGUCUUGUUUACUUUUCUGAUAGUAGAUCAAACUGAAAUAUGUCAUAUUAUUGUGUGUAUAUGGUUGUUUUUUAUAUAGCAUGAUUAUGUGGUUCUAAUAUUACUUUUUAAUUCUAGAUUAAAUUUAGUAUUUCAUAAAACUUAAUUUGCUCUGAGAACAUUCUUUUUCUCUCUCUCAUGUUUUGCUUUUACCCCUCUACUAAAUGUUCUUGGGUUCAUUUACCAUCCCCUGAUGUCUUUUUACUUCCCCACCUUUCACCAAUAUCAUUGUGUAGUCCUAUCUAUUAUGUUUAUGUUAUUUUCAGAUUCUUCCUCAUUUAUCCCAUUCUCUUUUGUCAUAUUCACUCUGUUCUGAACACUUUGUAUUCAAAUUAUAACAAUGAUAAUAAAGUUAUAAAACUA